This is a messenger RNA of Patiria miniata (bat star), 2031 nucleotides long. Its product is annotated as palmitoyltransferase ZDHHC3-like. Bases 129 to 1076 code for a protein of 315 amino acids. The transcript is spliced from 8 exons. Gene Ontology annotation, biological process: peptidyl-L-cysteine S-palmitoylation; protein targeting to membrane. Gene Ontology annotation, molecular function: protein-cysteine S-palmitoyltransferase activity. Lineage: Eukaryota; Metazoa; Echinodermata; Asteroidea; Valvatida; Asterinidae. The record is from RefSeq and is a predicted model, not a curated record. Gene Ontology annotation, cellular component: endoplasmic reticulum; Golgi apparatus.
UCCGGGAUCGAUAGAGGGCGUUCUACUUGAAAAACUCUCAUCUCGUCUCAGCGAGUUUGAUUUUGAUCCGCGCUGUAUUUUAUAUUUUUCAGGAACUUUUCUCCUCUUUGAUAUCAUCAGCUGUCAUCAUGAGUUUACGUCUAGAGCCACUGCAUCCAAAUAAUGGAGACGCUCCCGACAAUGAUGCAGCAAACCAGAAACUGAAGAUGUUGGCAGCUAGCAACAGAUGCUGCAAAUGCUGUGGUCUGACUGCCAAGCUAGGCGUACAGGAUGAGUGGUUUGUCAGGGAUCCCUGUGGCAUUGUCUGUGCAGUCUUCACCUAUCUCCUCAUAGCCUACGGCACGUUCGCUGUCAUGACAUGCCUUCUCCUUCCCAGGGGUCUAGAUCUCUACACAAUCUUUCAUGGUAUCCUCUUCUGCAUAUUGUCGGGCAACUCGGUGGUGUCCCACGUACGCGCAAUGAUGACCGACCCUGGAGCCAUACCGUUAGGUAACGCCACCAGGGAACACAUCAAUAACAUGGGUCUCAGUGUGGGUCAGGUGGUGUAUCGCUGCCCAAAGUGUAUCAGCAUCAAACCGGAGAGGGCUCACCACUGCAGUAUCUGUAGGAGGUGUAUCAAGAAAAUGGACCAUCAUUGUCCUUGGGUGAACAACUGUGUUGGUGAAAGCAACCAGAAGUUCUUUGUCUUAUUUACGAUGUACAUCAUGUUGAUGUCUCUCCAUGCAAUCAUGUUGAUUCUCUUUCAUUGCCUUUUGUGCGUUCGGUCGCAGUGGGGACCGGAGUGUCUGUACUUCUCGUCUCCAGCCACCAUCAUCCUCAUCAUGAUCUUGACCUUUGAAGCUCUUCUCUUCUCCCUCUUCACAGCCAUCAUGUUUGGCACACAGGUCUACUCCAUUUGUACCGAUGAAACGGGCAUUGAGCAACUCAAGCAGGAGAAGCCAACCUGGGUCAAGAAGACACGUUGUAUGUCCAUGAAAUCAGUCUUCGGCCAGAAGAUGUCUCUGGCUUGGCUGAAUCCGUUUGUCUCCCCAGAUACCAAAUGGGGAAAAGAGGAAGUGUACAUGUACAGCGUAUGACUAGGCCGUAGUGUCUAGGGUCCAAAGGAAUUCCAUAACACAACAAGUGCUUCUUGUAUUUAUUUCAAUCACGGGUUCAAACCUAAGUGACUUUUUUUUGUAAUCUUUUUCAAAUGAAAUAAAUUUUUGUUGAAUUUGUUUUUUCUGUGAAUAUCAGUGUUUGCCUGGCCGAUCAAAUAAAAAACAAAUCUUUGUUGAAAAAUGCACUAAUUUCAAUGAAAAUAUUUAACUUUAAAGUACACUGCAAAAAUGUUGUACACAAUUUGCUCAGUGUGAAUGGUUCAAUAUAAUGUGUGUUUUGUCUGGUGAAAUUUGGUAAAUGUAAAUUUCAUGAACUUUUUGAGCCAGUGAAUCGAAUUUGCAGAAAAUUUUUAACAAAGAGAGAAAAAAGGGUAGGAUCAUGCCGGAAAAUAUAUGCAUAAUGAAUGAUUUUUUAGAUCAUGUUCUGUCUGUACAUACAGGAAAUUGUUUGCUAAUGGGGAAUGGUGGUUUAAUUCUGUGUUCAUGUUAAAUGUUUCAAGACAGCAUUGUUUUGGUUGAGAUGACGUACAAAUUUGACAGUUUUUCAACUUGGUGCACCAAGUUGAACUUCCAAACUGAAGCCUUCCUGAAAUUUGUCUCUCGUUCAUAGUGAUCAGUCUUUCAUAUUUUGUGUCAUUUAGACUUGUUUGAGGUAAAACUCCACCGGGUAUGUGUGUAUAUUUGAGACGUUUAUCUGUUAUUUUAGAUGUGAAAUGACUAUUAUGACUGAUCUGGACACCAUUGUUGUAGUCAAGUCCAUCACAAGUCCUCACAAGUCUUCACAAUUCCUAAAUAGUCCUAACAAGUACUCGCACAUCCAUCACAGGUUCUCACACGUCCACCACAAGUCCAUCAAAAGUCCUCACAAAUCCUCUCAAGUCCUCACAAGUCCUCACAAGUCACCACAAGUCCUCUCAAGUCCAUCACAAGUCCA